Molecule: messenger RNA, 861 nt
Organism: Lactuca virosa
Lineage: Eukaryota; Viridiplantae; Streptophyta; Magnoliopsida; Asterales; Asteraceae
Source: the annotation of a GenBank genome assembly
AUGGAGGCCCAAAAGUCAAAGAAGCCCACAAUCAGAUACCACUCGCGCAACACACCCGUGCAGGGUUGCCCGGCCGCGCACGAUACUGCAAUGGAAUUUUCGGAAUUUCAUUUUGAAGGCUAUUUGAGGGAGAAAAACUAUAUAGGUUUCAAUCGCGUUUUUCUCCUCAUUCCACGAUCCCCACUUCUACUCUCUAAGCAUCUCAGAAACUUGAGUAAACUGAUGCUGAACUGGAAUACAAGUUUAAAUCAGUUGUUGAUUAAGAAAUCACAGGUUUACCAUCCCAACAUUGACUUGGAUGGAAAUGUUUGCCUCAACAUUCUUUGUGAAGACUAGAAACCGGUCCUUAACAUAAACACCGUCAUUUAUGUUAAGGUCCUUAACAUUCUUCGCAUUAGUUAAUAGUUAGUCUCCAUGCUCUCGCUUUUCAAACAAUUUCUCCCACAUUCUUCUCAUAAAGAAGGCGAGACCUUUAGAUGUGGAUUAAGGAUGUUUGUGAUGAUAAAGAAUUAGCACAUACGAUUAUAUAAGUGCAUUAAGGGAAUAAGAGAAUCAAGGAUAUGGGUGCCCUUUCAACAUGCCCCUUUGGCAACCAAGAUUUCAGAUCUUGAAUCCAUAUUUCCAUAACUGAAUACGUACAGGAGCUGUGAUCUGACUCAGUGAAGUUGGCUUUCUGUUGCUUGGAAACUUCUAGAAAAAGAGUCGACACUGGUUGAGUUGAUGCAUCUUCAAGUGGUGAAGUUGCAAGGCUUAAAAGCUGCCAUGGAGAUUGUCAAAAUAGAAAUUACGUACUCAUGGGUUCCUUUUAAUGUUGUAUAUGUUUUUUUUUUCUAUAAUAAAUAUUUGCAAAGUAUUACAUUU